AUGGCUGGCACCGCACCGCGGGUUGAGUACUUGGCGGACUUCGGCUGUCCGGCCGGGGGCCUGGCGGCAGGUUGGCCGCUCGUUCUGGGCCUCGGCUCGGAGGUCUUCCUGGCGACCGGGAGGGAGCUGGUCUAUACCUACGAUCGUGAGGCCGGACAGCCGAGCGCGGUGUACAAGCUCCCGGGGCAGGUGUGGCACCUGGAGCUGCUGGGCCCCCGCCGGGCACUGUGUGUCCUCUGCGCUGAGAGCGGCGUCUACUGCUUCCCACUGGACACGCCGAGCAGGUGAGCUCGCACUUCCCAGGCAGACGGUGACAAGGAAGACGACACGCUCCCUUCCGGCAUAAUCCCCAUUGGCCCAGAAACCUGCAUCCUCCCUGAUGUUGCUCUUUCUGCGUUUACCUUCUCCCACGACGUGCUGGUCACCAUCACGAAGGGCUCAGCCACAUGGAAGAUGCAGCUGUUUGAGCAGCCCUGUGCAGGGCCCGACCCCAGGCCCGGAGCCCAGAUAGGCGAGGUGGUGUUCCCUGCCGGCGCCCCGCCAGCUAAGGGCCCUGGGCAGUCGUCACCAGGCCCCCACUUCCGCCCAGUGCUCUGCUGUGUGUCUCUGCCCGACUCCAGAGACCCUCACAGCCACCUUCUGGGCCCCAGGGGCUUCACGCUGCAGGGGGCCCUCUUUGGUCUGCUUUUUGGAGCUGAUGCCACCCUCCUGGAGUCACCUGGAGUCCUCUGUGGCUUCCCCGAUGGUCAGCUCUGCUGUGUGGCUCUCAAGACCCUGGUCACCUCACGGACAUUCCCAGGGGACCCAAGCGCCCUGGUCAGGAUCCUUCACCAUCUGGAAGAGUCCGUUGUCUUCAUAGGGGCCUUGAGGACAGAGCCGCGAGCCCAGAAGGGUGAGGAGGAGCCUGCCGACUGCCUGGUAGUCCUUGGUUACCACGGCCGGACACUGUCCAUCAGGGCCAGCCGGGAUGAGACAGGGAAUCUGGUGCCGGAGCUGCGGGAGUACUGCAUCCCGGGACCUGUGCUGUGUGCUGCCUGUGGCAGAGAUGGGCUCAUUUACCACAGCACCCCCUCCGGUCUCUUUGUGGUGAACAUGGCCCAGGGCGUGGCCCCUGAGGACUCCAGGCAGCCUGGCUUGCCCCCACUGCUGUGUCCCAUCAGCCUGAGUAUCUGCAGUGCCGUGGCGCUCUCAGCAUCAUCUGGGACGUCUGAAGAGAACACUGAGACUGAGCUCCUGGCCCUGUCCACCAGAGGCCGUUUGAUGGCCUGCCACGUGACCUUAGAGACCACAGAAGUCUGUCUUGCCAGGAAGCCAGCUCAUCAGACUGGGAGGAAGAUUACAGAGCUACUCUCGGGCAUCAGCAGCGUCUCCGAGAGGGUGUUCUUUCUGAAGAAGGCAGUUGACCAGAGGAACCAGGCCCUGACACGCCUCCAUGAGGCGCUGGAGGUGAGCUGCGCCCUGCUGUCCCGUCAGGGUGGCCCCAAGCCUGUCGUGUGUAGCACCACCACCACCUGGAGCCGCCGGGGCCUGCGUGAAGAGCUGACAGCCACCUGCCGGCUAGAGAACCGCGGCCCAGGCAGCCUUGGCCCCGGCUGGACCUGGUGCAUCCAGGUCCUGCCCAGUGCCUGCGCCUUUGAGCUGGACACGCCUGGCACUGCCACCACAUACACAGUCCCUGUGCAGCAGCUGGCCCCCGGCUCCGAGCGCGAAGUGACGUUGGCCCUGAGCACCAGUGAGGACGGCGUCCCUGACCUACCUGUGACCGUCUCCUGCGCACUCUUCUACAGCCUCCGGGAGGUCGUGGGGGGGGCCCUUGCCCCCUCGGGCUCUGAGAAGGACUCUCUCUGUGAGACGUGGCCCCCGGACCUGCUGCCCGAGCAGGACGGCAUCUGCCUGCCCCUGGGCGUAAGCACCGUGCACCUGCUGCAGAGUCUCCGCUUCCCCAGCCUGGCUGCUCCCGGCACACAGGCUGCCCGCCCUCCCUCACCCCCCACAGACCCCGUGGACACCUUCCUGAGGGCCUCCUGCCAGCCAGGCCGUGAGCCAGUGGGACUCGCCGCCCUGCGGGCCAUGUACCUGCCCCCAUCCGUGGCCUCUGUCCGUGUGUCGGCAGAGCUGCUGAGGACCACGCUGGAGAACACCCGUGCAGGUGUGUCCCUGUGCUGUGCCACCCUACAGUGGCUGCUGGCUGAGAAUGCUGCCGUGGACCUUGUGAGGGCCCGAUCGCUGUCAUCUGUGCAAGGCGUGUCCCCUGGUGGAGCUGAUGUCCACCUCACUGUGCAGGAGGUGACUGUGACGGACCUGGACCCCGAAGGCCCCCUCCAGGCCAUAGAGAUCCAGGUGGAGAGUCCCUCACUGGCUGAUGUGUGCCGGGCGCACCAUGCCAUCAUCGGCCGGAUCCAGGCAAUGAUGGUGGAACAGACUGCCCAGGGCUCCAGCCUACCAAACAUCCGCUUACAGCAUCUGCGCCAGAUCCACGCCAACCAUGAGGCACUGUUGAGGGAGGUGCAGGCACUGCGGGACCGUCUGUCCACGGAAGACGAGGUCAACUCCUGCGCUGCCGCUGAGCGGCUCCUGCAGAUCUACCAGCAGCUCCGAAGCCCCAGCCUCGUCCUACUGUGA
Chrysochloris asiatica (Cape golden mole) is the source of this 2622-nucleotide messenger RNA. It is a transcript of the gene FAAP100, whose product is annotated as chromosome unknown open reading frame, human C17orf70. Gene Ontology annotation, cellular component: nucleoplasm; Fanconi anaemia nuclear complex. The transcript is spliced from 9 exons. The record is from RefSeq and is a predicted model, not a curated record. Lineage: Eukaryota; Metazoa; Chordata; Mammalia; Afrosoricida; Chrysochloridae. Gene Ontology annotation, biological process: interstrand cross-link repair.